UAAGUCCCAUUUCUGAUGUUCCCGCUACUUCCUGGGUUCCAGUUCUACCCCACUCUCGCAACCAUCCCGUGCUGGGUUCCCUCCCCACCCAGGGAAGAGCCCCUUUCCGCACAUACCUCGAGGUUCCGGCCCGCGCCGCCCCCUUCUCCGUCCUCCGCCCGCGCUCGGCCACUCUUUCCGCCCUUCUCCCGCUCCGCCCUGCUCGCUCCCUUCCUUCCCUCCGCCUUCCGACUCCACAUUGCUCCCUUCUCCACAAUUCCCGGCCCUCCUACCAGGGGGCCCCUCUGGGUCGCCCCCACCUCUGCACGGCUCUCCCCGCUCCCCUCCCCCUUCCCGGCCUCCCCUCCCCCGCCCGCCGCUCCCCCGCUCCCCGCCCCUCGGCUCGCCAUUCUUCUUCUCGAGCCGCGUGCCCCGCCCGGCCCCAGCUCCCUAGCUUCCCGCUCCCUCGCACCCUCGUCCCCAUUCCCGGCUCGGCCCUCGCUCCCCGCGGCCUCCCGCGCUCCCUGCCCGCGGCCUGACCUGCAAUGGCGGCCGCCGAGCGCGGCGCCGCGCGGCCAACGGGCGACAACCGAACCUCCCGCCGCCGUCGCCGCCGCCGCGAGCACUGCCUGCGCACUUCCGGCCUUGCGGCGCGAGCACUUCCGGGGCAGAGCACGCGAGCGCGCGCGCAUGUGGGGCCGGGGCGGAGAGAGGCGAGCGCCGAGAGUGGCUAGCCCAUCCGCUGGGAUCCGCUGUGUGGCUUACAAUAACCAGUCAAACAGAUUGGCUGUUUCACGAACAGAUGGCACUGUGGAAAUUUAUAAUUUGUCAGCAAACUACUUUCAGGAGAAAUUUUUCCCAGGUCAUGAGUCUCGGGCUACGGAAGCUCUGUGCUGGGCAAACGGACAGCGACUGUUUAGUGCUGGACUUAAUGGAGAGAUUAUUGAGUAUGAUUUGCAGGCGUUAAACAUCAAGUAUGCUAUGGAUGCCUUUGGAGGACCCAUUUGGAGCAUGGCUGCCAGCCCCAGUGGCUCUCAACUUUUGGUUGGCUGCGAAGAUGGAUCUGUGAAACUAUUUCAGAUCACCCCAGACAAAAUCCAGUUUGAAAGAAAUUUUGAUCGUCAGAAAAGUCGAAUCCUGAGCCUCAGCUGGCAUCCCGCUGGUACCCACAUUGCAGCUGGCUCCAUAGACUACAUUAGUGUGUUUGAUGUCAAAUCAGGGAGCGCUAUUCAUAAGAUGCUUGUGGAUAGGCAGUACAUGGGUGUGUCUAAGCGGAAGUGUAUCGUAUGGGGCGUGGCCUUCCUGUCCGAUGGCACCGUCAUAAGCGCGGACUCUGCCGGGAAGGUGCAGUUCUGGGACUCAGCUACCGGGACGCUUGUGAAGAAUCAUCUCAUCGCAGAUGCUGACGUGCAGUCCAUUGCCGUAUCUGAUCAAGAAGACAGUUUCGUGGUGGGCACAGCCGAGGGGACAGUGUUCCAUUUUCAGCUGGUCUCUGUGACUUCCAACAGCAGUGAGAAGCAGUGGGUGCGGACAAAGCCAUUUCAGCAUCACACUCACGACGUGCGAGCCGUGGCCCACAGCCCCAUAGCACUGAUAUCUGGAGGCACAGACACCCACUUAGUCAUUCGUCCUCUCAUGGAGAAGGUGGAGGUAAAGAAUUAUGAUGCUGCUCUCCGAAAAAUCACUUUUCCCCAUCGACGUCUCGUUUCCUGUGCAAAAAAGAAGCAGCUUCUCCUCUUCCAGUUUGCUCAUCACUUGGAACUUUGGCGACUGGGAUCCACAGUUGCAACAGGAAAGAAUGGGGAUACCCUUCCACUCUCUAAAAAUGCAGAUCACUUACUUCACCUCAAGACAAAGGGUCCUGAGAACAUUAUCUGCAGCUGUAUCUCCCCAUGUGGAAGUUGGAUAGCCUAUUCUACAGCUUCUCGGUUUUUUCUCUAUCGUUUGAAUUAUGAACAUGACAACAUAAACCUCCAAAGGGUUUCCAAAAUGCCAGCGUUCCUUCGCUCUGCCCUUCAGAUUUUGUUUUCUGAGGACUCAGCGAAGCUCUUUGUGGCAUCAAAUCAAGGGUCUCUGCAUGUCAUUCGGCUGCUGGAGGGAAGCUUCAAGCACCUGCAUACUUUUCAGCCUCAGUCAGGGACAGUGGAGUCCAUGUGUCUUUUGGCAGUCAGUCCAGAUGGAAAUUGGCUAGCUGCAUCAGGUACCAGUGCUGGAGUCCAUGUGUACAACGUGAAACAACUAAAGCUUCACUGCACAGUGCCUGCUUACAAUUUCCCUGUGACUGCUCUGGCCAUCGCCCCCAAUACCAACAACCUUGUCAUUGCUCAUUCUGACCAGCAGGUAUUUGAGUACAGCAUUCCAGACAAACAGUAUACACAAUGGAGCCGGACCAUCCAGAAGCAGGGGUUUCAUCAUCUUUGGCUCCAAAGGGAUACUCCCAUCACACAUAUCAGUUUUCAUCCCAAGAGACCAAUGCACAUCCUUCUCCAUGAUGCGUACAUGUUCUGCAUCAUCGACAAGUCGUUGCCUCUUCCAAAUGACAAAACCUUACUCUACAAUCCACUGCCUCCCACAAAUGAAUCAGAUAUCAUCAGGAGGCGCACAGCUCAUGCCUUUAAAAUUUCUAAGAAAUAUAAGCCUCUACUCUUCAUGGAUCUUUUGGAUGAAAGAACACUAGUGGCAGUAGAACGGCCUCUGGAUGACAUCAUUGCUCAGCUGCCACCACCCAUCAAAAAGAAGAAAUUUGGGACCUAAAACAGGGCACUGUCUUGUGUUCUUUCUUGAAUUGUCUAACCUGUUUUCACAAAUCAUGAUAAUAAAACAAAGUUAUUCUUA
Messenger RNA from Balaenoptera acutorostrata (minke whale), 2814 nucleotides. RefSeq names its product UTP4 small subunit processome component (gene UTP4). Gene Ontology annotation, cellular component: 90S preribosome; small-subunit processome; t-UTP complex. Gene Ontology annotation, molecular function: RNA binding; protein binding. Gene Ontology annotation, biological process: maturation of SSU-rRNA from tricistronic rRNA transcript (SSU-rRNA, 5.8S rRNA, LSU-rRNA). Lineage: Eukaryota; Metazoa; Chordata; Mammalia; Artiodactyla; Balaenopteridae. The record is from RefSeq and is a predicted model, not a curated record. Bases 16 to 2733 code for a protein of 905 amino acids. The transcript is spliced from 17 exons.